UCGCGCGACUACAACAUUCGCUCUGUGCCGCAUUGGAAGACUCACGUUACUUGUUUGUUUUUCAAUUUUGUAAACGCUGUCUUUUACACGUCUAUAAUUUGCUAAAUACUUUUGGUUUUUUAUUCAAAAUACCUGUUGCGCGCGCAUAUAUCGUCGACUAGUAAAAUUUCUUUGUUCUGUUGAAAAUAUUUAAGUCGGGUGUAUUUAAAUACAAGACAAUGGAAGACCUAGUGCAAUUCAAGGUGUUCACUUACUGGUCUCAAGAUAGCCCCCCAGAGGUGCGCCGUUUUGGGAUCGAGAAGAGUGUGGUAACCAGUUUCCACUACUUGAACGCCAAGCUGCAAGAUGUCUUCCCAGGACUUAAGGGGAAGGCAUACACUGUUAUGUGGAAAGACGAGGAUGGUGAUGAAGUGUCCAUUUCAUCCGAUGAUGAGAUGAUGAUUGCACUAUCUUCUCUCCAAGGCCACAUUUACAAGCUGACUGUGAAACCCAAGAUCCAAGAUGGAGGCGACAAGGAUGUUGACAUCACAAUUGCAUUUCCGGAGGUCUGUGGAGGUCUCUCAGGCCCCUCCACAACUCACCACAUCGGCGUGGUUUGCGACAACUGCGAAGCCCCAGUAUCCGGCUACCGCUACAAAUGUACCGUGUGUGCUGACUAUGACCUGUGCUCCAGAUGCGAGUCUGCUGGGAACCAUCCGGAGCACUGCAUGGUUCGCGUGCCCGCUCCAACCAUGCCGCGCGCCAUGAUCCGAGCGGCGAUCAAGCGCUCCCGCCAUUUCCUAAAGACCGUGGCCACCAACGCUGAAGAGGACUGCCACAAGCGCCACCGCCGCGACCGAAGCGCCGAGAAGAAACAGCACCGCGAGCACCGCGACCGCCGCAACCGGCCCAGCUGGCUCGACACCUUCGCCACCUACAUGAACGAGUUCGCCAACCUCGCUGGCGACAUCGACCAUGACUUGAAGGACUCCUUGAACAAGGAUAACAAGGAUGAAAAGACGCCGCCGAAUACGGCCGAGCCGCAGCCGGGUACUUCGCAGGCUCAGUUCCCUUUCAAGCCGAUGGGAUGCCCGUUCAAACCACCCACUGAAGCUAAGCCAGCCACAGAAUCCGCCACACCUAAACCAACUGGCUGCCCCUUCAAGCCGUCUACCACCGCAACACCAAACCCUGAAAUACCCCUCAACCUCCCAUUUGGCCUGGACCUGAACGUUCUCCAGACUCUUCUCCAAACCCACUUGGCCAACCUAGUGCCCCGUGACGAGUCACAAGAUAAGAAGACAACCGAUGAUGCUGAAAGCGUCAAGUCUGACAAAACUUCUGACAAAUCUGACAGAGCCAGUGUGAAAUCCAAUGAGUCUGUGAUCUCUAAUGAUGUUAAGAGGGAGCCGUCUUUGGACAAAGCUGAUGACUGGAUGAUGGUCAACCAGGACAAGGAUCUGAUGGAUGUGGCUUAUGUAAACGAAAAACCAUCUGCCCCGGAACAGACCCCCGUUGGGUUCAACCUGCCUGAAGAAUUCCAGCAACGCGUCAACAUCUCUUCUGGCAAUUUGUACCCGCCUCUCAAUAUAGCCACUGCAGUGUUGAAUCCUAAAGAAGCCGCGGUGCCCAAGAGCCAGCCCGCCGCCGCCCCGGCCCCCGCCGCCGCCUCCGCUUCCGCCGCCGCUGCCGCUUCUGCGCCCGCGCAGGCCCCCAAGCCGCAACCACAACAGCGUCAUCCUUCUCCUCACAUCGAAGCCGCAAUCCAGCAGAUGCUGUCCAUGGGCUUCACAAACGACGGAGGCUGGCUCACUCAACUGCUCGAAAGCAAGGAUGGCAACAUUGCCGCCGUACUUGACCUGCUGACCCCUGUCAACCCUAAGAAGAAGUAAAGCGGUUAUGUUGGCACUUCCUUAGUUCUGUAGAAAUGUGUAGAAACACUGAACCUGUCAACAAGAGCAACCUACCACCAUUGAAAAGGCUACACAAUGAUGGUUAUAUUCUAAUGCAAUUAACUCUAGAAAAUGUAUCGUAUGUACAGUCAGCAAACUAGUGCCAAAAUAUGAAUACACGACAAUAAAGUUUUUUAUACAUAUUUUUGACACUUUGGCUGUAUUCAUAGCUUUAUUGCCGACUGUACUGAUGAAAUUGAAUACUGUGUCUAAAUAUCAGCAGCCAGGACUUGGGAAGUGCCAAAAGGAAAUUAACGGCGCAACAGUAAGGCCACCUAUAUUUUCAAUAUAAUAAUUUUCUCUGUAUCAUGAUUAUAACGAGAUAAAUAGCAUUUUAAGUAAAAAGCAGUAACACAUCUUGAUGUUUGAAGUUACAGGUAAUUGUUUUAAUUAUAAAUAAAUAGAGCGUACUUGACGUAUAUAGAUACGUUUCAUGCAAUUAUUCAAUAAAAUGUCGUGCAAUUAUAAUUCCAUAAUGAAUAUGAAUAUUUAUAUACACUAAUAUCAUAUUAUUCUUCUUGUCUAAGUUUAUCUCUAUGUUAUUAUCGUGGAAAAAUAUUUCACUGUAUUUAUUAGAUUUAUUAUUUUUAAUUUUACUUAAUUAUGGUAAGAGUAUAAGUUACUCUUUUUUUUUUAAUAUGAUUAUAUACUGAAUUUAAUGUUAUUUGAUAUUCCCUCAAUUCAAUUUUCUCUUUGAUGUUCAUGUCUCUGGUAAUAAUUGGUGUGUCAACA
This is a messenger RNA of Leguminivora glycinivorella, 2663 nucleotides long. It is a transcript of the gene ref(2)P, whose product is annotated as sequestosome-1. Gene Ontology annotation, cellular component: aggresome; amphisome. The coding region runs from base 219 to 1871 and encodes 550 amino acids. The transcript has 9 exons. Gene Ontology annotation, molecular function: protein kinase C binding; K63-linked polyubiquitin modification-dependent protein binding; zinc ion binding. Gene Ontology annotation, biological process: endosome organization; aggrephagy; mitophagy. Lineage: Eukaryota; Metazoa; Arthropoda; Insecta; Lepidoptera; Tortricidae. The record is from RefSeq and is a predicted model, not a curated record.